AUGGAUGCGAUGGACGGUGGAGAUGAAGCGGCGGGAGCGAGAGUCGCCGGUGGAGAUGAAGCAGCGGACGGAGCCUUGAAAGUGCGAGAUGGGAAAGAGGAAGAGGAUGAGGAAGAAGAAGAGGAAGAGGAGGAGGAAGAGGAGGAUGCGGAGGACGAAGAGGAAGACGAGGAGGAAGAGGAGGAGGAAGACGAAGAAGUAGAAGAAGUGGACAUGGAGGAAGGAGAAGAGGAAGAGGAGUUAACGAGCCCCAACUCCCUCACGGACGACGACCCAUCGCCGCGCUUCCUGGACCCCUCAGACCAGUUCCUGGACGUCUUCUCCUCGCUCUCCCUCGAGUCCGCCCCGCCGCUCUUCUGCGCCGCCUCUCUGCCCUUCUCAGGCCAGCUGGCGGAGAUGGAGCGGCUGAUUGGCCCUGUGCUGUACACCGGGUGCUCAGGGGGAGCGGGGGGGAGUGCCGUGGGCACCACUGAUUUCCUUCGCGCGUACUUUCAGCUGGCGGAGAUGGAGCGGCUGAUUGGCCCCGUGCUGUACACGGGGUGCUCCGGGAGCGCCGGGGGGAGUGCGGUCGGCACCACUGAUUUCCUCCGCGCCUACUUCCAGCAUCGUGACCACAGCAUCGUGACCAGGCGUCCCAAGAAGGGGAGUGCCAUGGACGCAAAUGAUCUCCCAGACCAGAGCAUCACGGACCACGCGGUUACCCUAUUCCGCGACUACGUGGUGUCGGCAGGCGGGGCACGGAACCGCAACAUUGAAGCUCUGGCCACCGCCGCCGUGGUGCAGGCCAUGCGCGAGGCUCAGGAGGCGCGCACCCUCCAGGAAGUUUCCCUGGUGGCGGGGAUUGCGGUAAAGGAGCUGGGGAGGAGUUUGAAGGGGUUGAUGGAGGUGCUGCGGCUGCAGCAGCCUGUCAACUCCAACUCUGUGUCCUUCCACAUGCCUCGCUUCGGGUCCAUUCUGCAGCUUCGCAAGUCCACCCAGGUGGGACAGGCUCCCUUCACCUCACUCACUCUGCCUGCGUCUGUUCCCUGUUUCUGUCUCCUCUCUCCAACCUCCUUCCGUUUACCCUCCCCCUCCUCCACCCAUCAGGACCUAGCAACACACGUGGGCGAGGUGGACCUAGCAACGCACGUGGGAGAGGUGGUGAUAUCCAAGUCAUUCUGCACGCGCCGCAACCCCAUCAGCAUCAGCGCUGCAGCCAUCUACCUGGCGUGCCAGCUGGAGGACAAGAGGCGCACGCAGACCGAGAUCUGCAAGGCCACCGGCCUCACAGAGGGUUCAGCAUGUGGGUUUGGAAUCAGCGCUGCAGCCAUCUACCUGGCGUGCCAGCUGGAGGACAAGAGGCGCACGCAGACCGAGAUCUGCAAGGCCACCGGGCUCACAGAGAUGCGUGCAGAGCGGUGCAGUGCUGUGAAAGCAGCCUUCUGCAUGGUGUAA
Messenger RNA from Closterium sp. Yama58-4, 1434 nucleotides. The record is from the annotation of a GenBank genome assembly. NCBI's taxonomy places the organism in Eukaryota, Viridiplantae, Streptophyta, Zygnematophyceae, Desmidiales, Closteriaceae.